Zingiber officinale is the source of this 1495-nucleotide messenger RNA. Its product is annotated as 3-oxo-Delta(4,5)-steroid 5-beta-reductase-like. NCBI's taxonomy places the organism in Eukaryota, Viridiplantae, Streptophyta, Magnoliopsida, Zingiberales, Zingiberaceae. The transcript has a single exon. The record is from RefSeq and is a predicted model, not a curated record. The coding region runs from base 100 to 1311 and encodes 403 amino acids.
AUAAUUUUUUAAUUUCUUGAUGAGUAAUACUUAAACUCAACCAAGUCCCGUUUCAUUUCGCCACGGGUCUUUCUCAGUCGAACGACAAACUCCGUCGGCAUGAGUUGGCGGUGGGCAGGCGCCAUUGGCGCCGCGAGGAAGAAGCUGGUCGAAGACUCCGCCUCCUCCCUCGGCGUCAAGUACGAGAGCGUCGCCCUCGUCAUCGGCGCCACCGGAAUCGUCGGUUCCUCCCUCGUCGACAUCCUCCCGCUGUCCGACACCCCCGGCGGCCCUUGGAAGGUCUACGCUGUCUCCCGCCGUCCCCCCAAUCCUGCUCUCCUCCCAGCCUCGGAAGCCGACGACGCCGCCCGGCCCGUACACUACGUCCAGUGCGAUGUCCUCGACCCCGAAGACGCCUCCGCUAAGCUCUCCCCGCUCACCGAUGUGACUCACAUCUUCUACGUCGCCUGGGCCAAUGGCACCGUCGAGGCCGAGAACUGCGCCGUCAACGCGACGAUGCUCCGUAACGUUCUUGCCGCCGUUGCCCUCUCCGUCCCCAACCUCCGUCACGUUUGUCUGCAGACGGGGCGCAAGCACUACAUCGGCCCCUUGGAAACCCUAGGCAAAGUCCCCGUUCAUGAGCCGCCGUUCAGCGAGGACCUCCCUCGUCUCCCCAUCCCCAAUUUCUACUACGACCAGGAAGACGUCCUGUUCGACGAAUUGUCCAAGAGGGAGGGCGGCGUGACCUGGUCGAUCCACCGGCCCUCCAUCAUCUUCGGCUUCUCCCCCAUCAGCCUCAUGAACCUAAUCGGCACUCUGUGCGUCUACGCGGCGAUAUGCCGGAAGGAAGGGACGCCGCUGCGGUGGCCCGGAAGCCAGAUCACAUGGGACGGGUUCAGCGACGCGUCGGACGCGGAUCUGAUCGCGGAGCAGCAGAUCUGGGCGGCCGUCGACCCCUACGCGAGGAACGAGGCGUUCAACUGCAGCAACGGGGACGCGUUCAAGUGGAAGCAUCUGUGGGCGGCGCUGGCGGAGCAGUUCGGGGUGGAGGCGGUGGGGUACCAGGAGGACGCGGAGCGGUUCACGCUGGAGGAGGCGAUGAGGGGCAAGGAGGCACUGUGGGCGGACAUCGUGGCAGAGCACGAUCUGGUGCCGACGAAGCUGGACGAGGUGGGUAUCUGGUGGUUAGCCGACGCGGCGCUAGGCCUCCCAAUGGAGAACCUCGACAGCAUGAACAAGAGCAAGGAGCACGGCUUCUUUGGUUUCCGCAACACCGUCACUUCUUUCAAUUCUUGGAUCGGGAAGAUGAGGGCCUUCAAGAUCGUCCCCUGAUUUCCGAUCUCGAUCGUCUUCCUGGCGUUGGUGUUCCUAUUUUGUCAAAUAAUGAGAAGUGUAAUGUAAUCGUCAAGUUCAUCGUACCUUGUUUUUAUAUUUGAUCGUUGUCCCCCGGAAAGUCCGGUUAAGUAGAAGGGUCAAACUUACGGAUAAGAUCAAUAAAAAAAUCCUUUCCAUCUCA